AUGCAAGGUUGGAAGGAAAAGCUUUUGUCUCAAGCAGGAAAGGAGGUUAUGAUCAAGGCUGUAAUUCAAUCUAUUCCUACUUACUCGAUGAGUGUUUUUAAAUUGCCAAUCAGUCUUUGUAAGGAUAUUGAAGCAAUGAUUCGCAAAUUUUGGUGGGGGCAAGGUGAUUCAAAAAAGAUUCAUUGGGUGAAGUGGAGUUCCUUGUGCUCUUCUAAGUCGAUUGGUGGGAUGGACUUCAGAGAUAUCCAAAAGUUUAAUAAUGCUCUUUUGGUUAAACAAGUGUGGCGGUUGAUCCAUCAAAAAGACACUUUGCUCUACAAGGUGUUUAGUGCGAAAUACUUUCCUCAUGGGAGUAUUAUGGACGCUUCAGUUCCUCAAAAGUGUUCAUAUGCUUGGCGGAGUAUCUUACAAGCUCGGGAGGUCAUUGAGAAGUGUGCUAUCUGGCGUGUGGGCAGUGGUCAUGGGAUAGAUGUGUGGAAGCAUAGAUGGCUCCCAAACCCGACCUACAACAAAAUUGUCUCUCCAAGAAGAGAGUCUUCUGUGUCUCGGGUUAGUGAGUUGUUUUAUCCGAAUACUCGAAUAUGGGAUCCAGGAAAGCUUGAGGAGAAUUUCUAUCCGUGGGAGGCAGAGAUGAAACGGUAUCGCUCUUUUCGGGACUUGCUUGAGGCAGUGAUGCUGAAAAGCUCUCAGUUUCGGGUUGCUCUGUUUUGCACCACAGCUUGGAGUUUAUGGCAGCGACGUAAUAGGCUCAGGGAGAAGCAGCCAUCAUGGAAUCUUCACGAGUUGGGCAGUCAAGCUAAGGCUUAUGUUGUGGACUUUCUCAACGCGAAUUAUCAGCCCUCACAGGUUUCUUCUUGGCGUGCUCAGGUGUCUUGGUCUCCGCCGACAGAAUCAGUAUAUAAAGGAAACUUUGAUGCGGCUUUCUUUGACACAUCUGGUUGCACGGGUGUUGGAGUGGUGUUCCAUGAUUUCCAAGGCCAAGUGAUCACAGCUUUGAGUCAAAAAAUUCCUUUGGUUCAAUCGGUGGAGCUGGUAGAGGCUAUGGCUGCUCGUAGGGCCCUGUUAUUUGCCAAAGAGCUGAGUUUGUUUGAUGUGGAGAUAGAAGGGGAUUGUUCAAGGGUUCUUGCUGCUCUCAACAUGGCGAGGAGCUGUAGCACUUUAUUUGGUUAUGUGAUUGAUGAGUGCAAGAGUCUAGGGGCGUUGCUCUGUUCUUGCAAGUUCAGCCAUGUUAGGAGGGAAGGGAAUAGGUUGGCGCAUGCUUUAGCUAGGAGAGCAGUUAUAUCUGCAGACAUGGAUGUAUGGGUAGAAUCUCUACCUAGUGAUUUGGAUAGUGUAUUCUAA
Messenger RNA from Quercus lobata, 1341 nucleotides. RefSeq lists its product as uncharacterized. NCBI's taxonomy places the organism in Eukaryota, Viridiplantae, Streptophyta, Magnoliopsida, Fagales, Fagaceae. The transcript is spliced from 2 exons. The coding region runs from base 1 to 1341 and encodes 446 amino acids. The record is from RefSeq and is a predicted model, not a curated record. Gene Ontology annotation, molecular function: RNA-DNA hybrid ribonuclease activity; nucleic acid binding.